GGGGCUCGACCAGGCCCGGGGGGCUCCGGGGGAGGCUCGGGCUCGGGGGGGGGCUCCCACCAUGUCGGGCGAGGAGGAGGCGGCCGAGCUCACCAUCGCCGAGGACCUGGUGGUGACCAAGUACAAGAUGGGGGGGGACAUCGCCAACCGGGUCCUUCGUGCCGUGGUGGAGGCGGCGAAUCCGGGAGCGUCGGUUCUCUGCCUGUGCGAGAAGGGGGAUGCCAUGAUCAUGGAAGAGACUGGGAAGAUUUUCAAGAAGGAAAAGGAGAUGAAGAAAGGAAUUGCCUUCCCGACGAGUAUAUCCGUAAAUAACUGUGUGUGUCACUUCUCCCCCCUGAAGAGUGACCAGGAUUACAUCCUCAAAGACGGAGAUCUGGUCAAAAUCGACCUGGGGGUCCACGUGGAUGGGUUCAUCGGGAACGUGGCCCACACCUUCGUCAUCGGCGCCUCCAAGGAAAACCCCGUGUCGGGCCGCAAAGCCGACGUCAUCAAGGCGGCUCAUCUGUGCGCCGAGGCCGCCCUGCGCCUGGUGAAACCUGGGAACCAGAACACACAAGUGACAGAGGCCUGGAACAAAAUAGCCCACUCGUUUCACUGCACGCCCAUCGAAGGGAUGUUGUCGCACCAGCUGAAGCAACACGUGAUCGACGGAGAGAAAACCAUCAUCCAGAACCCCUCGGACCAGCAGAAGAAGGACCACGAAAAAGCCGAGUUCGAGGUCCACGAAGUUUACGCUGUAGACGUUCUCGUCAGCAGCGGAGAGGGAAAGGCGAAGGACGCAGGACAGAGAACCACGAUUUACAAAAGGGACCCUUCCAAGCAGUACGGCUUGAAGAUGAAAACCUCCCGUGCCUUUUUCAGCGAGGUGGAGCGACGCUUCGACACCAUGCCCUUCACCCUCAGGGCUUUUGAGGACGAGAAGAAGGCCCGGAUGGGGGUGGUGGAAUGCACCAAACACGAGCUGCUCCAGCCCUUCAACGUCCUCUACGAGAAGGAAGGGGAGUUCGUUGCACAGUUCAAGUUCACGGUGCUGCUGAUGCCCAACGGGCCCAUGCGGAUAACAAGCGGCCCCUUCGAGCCCGAGCUCUACAAGUCUGACUUCGAGGUGCAGGACGGAGAGCUGAAGGCCCUUCUACAAAGCUCUGCAAGCCGGAAGACCCAGAAAAAGAAGAAAAAGAAGGCUUCCAAGAACGCGGAAAAUGCCACCACGGGAGAGACGGCGGAGGAGAACGAGGCUGGCGACUGAGAGCCCCCAAAUCACUCAAAUGGCCCCUUUUCCCCCCAGAAAAAAAUCCAACCAGAAGCAAAAUAAUCUGGCACUGUUGGUCCCCUCAGGACUGGACAGUCUGGACUUCCCACUGACUCCAAGCAGCUCCUUUUGACUUUGCCAAGCAGGGAGGAAUCUCUCGGCCACUUCAGAUGACUGAAAAAAGAGCAGAAAAAAUAAAAAUUAGGAGUAAAAGUCACUAU
Empidonax traillii (willow flycatcher) is the source of this 1470-nucleotide messenger RNA. It is a transcript of the gene PA2G4, whose product is annotated as proliferation-associated 2G4. The transcript is spliced from 13 exons. The record is from RefSeq and is a predicted model, not a curated record. NCBI's taxonomy places the organism in Eukaryota, Metazoa, Chordata, Aves, Passeriformes, Tyrannidae. Bases 62 to 1246 code for a protein of 394 amino acids.